Argiope bruennichi is the source of this 1661-nucleotide messenger RNA. RefSeq names its product solute carrier family 35 member G1-like. The transcript is spliced from 2 exons. The record is from RefSeq and is a predicted model, not a curated record. NCBI's taxonomy places the organism in Eukaryota, Metazoa, Arthropoda, Arachnida, Araneae, Araneidae. Bases 266 to 1264 code for a protein of 332 amino acids. Gene Ontology annotation, cellular component: membrane.
AAACUUCAGAUCUGAUUAUUGUUCCCAUAUUUAAAAAAAAAGUUAAGAAUAUUGGUUACUAUAUUCAAGUACAAAAUGAAUUUUGAAAUCUCCGACAUUACCCUUAGAUCGUCCAAGGAAAUAAUUGUUACAGAUGAUAUUUCCUCCGGCAUAGGAUAUUUGAUUAGGAAAAAAAAAGAGAUCCAGGUUUCAGGAUUCGAUCAAAUGAUUGUAUUGCUAUAAGUGAAAAGUCAUCUCCAAUAUCUGCACUCCACAAAGAAUAAAAAUGUUCUUUAAAAGUGGGGUGUAUUGGCCGAACGGCACGUCCGCGGAGACCACUAAAAAAUUCUCCAUCUUCAGAGGGCUCAUCUUAGCUGUGCUCUCAGGUGCCUGCUUCUCCGUUGUCUCUGUGAUCGUCAAACAGAUGAGGAAUCUGCACCCAGGUCAACUUGCUUUGUACAGAUUCGUUGCGAUGCUAGUGAUGACAAUGCCGGAGACUGUGAAAUCUGGGGAGAACCCUUUAGGACCCAGCAAUUUCCGCCUACUUCUUUUGCUCAGAGGAAUAUUCGGUGGACUCAACGACUUCUUGAGCUUCGUUGCAUUUCAGUACUUAGGCCUCGGAGAAGCGAGUGUGAUAAUUUUCAGUUCACCUGUUGUUGUGACUAUUUUUGCUAGAAUAUUCUUCAAAGAGCCUUGUAACAUUUUUCAGACUAUCACUGUUCUAUUCACAAUCAUGGGAAUCAUUUUUACGACCAAAUUGCCAUCCCAUUUAACAGAAGAACCGAUUGUUUACAGUAGCGAAAAAAUCUAUGGCCUUCUGGCAGCCAUGAUUUCUUUGUUUAGUAUAAGCGGACUGCAAUUACUUACCAGAAAGAUAAGGAGUGUCCAUCAGUCCAUCAUUAACUUCAAUUAUGGUUUGACGGGAAUUUUCGAAAUGGUGCUUCUCACGGCAAUAUUUGGAAAUUUCAAGUGGCAACAUUGUGGCAUUCAAAGUAUAUAUGUUUUGCUGCUGGCUAUAUUUAGUUAUUGUGGACUAACACUGAUGGUGGUAGCACUUCAAUGCGAAUAUGCUGGACCGGUGUCCACUGUGCGAGCUGCUGCUGACAUAGGUCUAGCAUUUAUGUGGCAAAUCUUUAUUUUCCAUGAUACUCCGGACGUCUACGGAAUUAUAGGUGCUGUUUUAGUCUUAGUUUCCAUUAUCCUCAUCAGCGUAGGCAAGUGGGUCAACAGUCUGGAAGAAAACUUAUUUUCAUGUGAAAAAUUCAAACGCCUCUCACGUUGUUAAUAUUUACCUGGACUUUAAAUAGUUUCAUAGCUUCAUGUGUGUAACAAUAGAACUUUGUAAUUACUAUAUUAACACAAGAUAUUGUAUGAUAUAUACACUAUUUAUUUGAUUUCUAAGAUAUUGUGAAUAUAUCGUAAUAGAAUUGUUGGCCAUUUUGCGCUAAUAAGGUUAAUUUCCCGUUCACUUCUUGGAAUGCUACAAAGAGGCAAUUUUGCAGUAUAUUAAGAAAUUAAUUAUCAGUUAAUCAAUGAAUCCUAGUUUAAUUUUGAUUUCAUAUUAAAGACCCCAUCUGAUAAUAAAUUCGAGAAAAAAUAAUUUCAAGAUUCCAUAAUAAUUAUAAUCUUUAGUGAUGAAUUGACUCGCUCUAGACUAAGUUGAUAAUAACUAAAAAUUUCAA